CGUAUAUCUGAAACAUAGUUAAUUAAGUGGUGAGUACCAUAGAUAAAAAUCGGUAAACGAGAUUGUGAUAAUAAAAAAAAUUCAAAUUUAAUAAAUUUAAUGACAAUUUUUUUUUAUCAUAAAUUAUUAUUUUAUAUCAGACAAACAUUUUAUAAACAUAUAAAAUAUUAAAUGUCACAAAUAGAUGCACAAAUAUUUAAUAAUUGGUUAUACAUUUUUAUACUAUUAAGCGAUGAAACACUGGACAUUUCAUAAAUUUACGUAUGUGUGUACAUAUUGUGUAAUGGCAUUUCAAUUCCCAAAUAAUUUAAUGUAAACACAAAAUAAAAGUGCUUACAAUGAUUAAUAAAAUUUUUAAAGUUUCAAGAACAUCUCAAUUACCAGCGUUGCUUGGCACCAUUCAAAGAAUAAAUUCAAAUCAUAUAUUUAAUUCAAAAAUUAGUUAUUUAUCUUCUCAGUUGAAAAAUAAGCAAAAUUUGGAUGAAUCAGCUGAAAAUAACGAAAAUUCUGAAGAUAUUCAUAAAGAAGAUGACUUAUUUGCUAAGGAAUUUCUUAAGAGGCAAAUAAAAUUGUCAUCAACUCAAAAAUAUAUUUUAAGUUUUGGAUCAUCUUUAGCAGCCUUAAUAGAUCCGACGCGACAUGAUAUGAUCGCUUGCCUUGGUGAAACAACUGGUGUAUCAGCGUUGCAAACUAUUUAUGAAAAUAUGAAUUCUUCUACUGAAGGAAAACUCAUUUUAAUAGAUAAACCAAGAAUUAAUACAAAAACUGUUAAUUUAAGUGAAUUGAAAAACUUAGCCGAGAAUACAUUUGGUAGAAAUUAUAUAAAAUUUUUGGAUGAUAAUAAAGUAACGCCUGAUUCACGCAUGGAUGUACGAUUUAUGGAUGAUCCAGAAUUAGCUUAUAUUAUGACAAGAUACCGAGAAUGUCAUGAUUUAAUUCAUACAAUUUUGGGAAUGCCAACGAAUAUGUUAGGAGAAGUAGCUGUUAAAUGGGUUGAAGCCUUGAAUACUGGUUUGCCAAUGUGCUACGGUGGUGCUGUAUUUGGUGCUAUACGUCUAAGACCAAAACAAAGGCAAAAAUAUUUAAGUGUAUAUUUACCAUGGGCGAUCUCUAAUGGAAAACGAUUAAAACCUUUACUAAAUGUAUAUUGGGAGAAAAGAUGGGAACAGGAUAUUGCUGAGUUAAGAAAAGAAUUAGGAAUACAAGUUUUAUAAAGCUAUGCAAAAUUUUCAAAUAAAUAUUGUUUUAUAAUUUACGAAAUAAAUUUAUUUUUAAAUUUAAUUUUUACCAACUAAAAUAAAAGUAUUAAAAA
This is a messenger RNA of Condylostylus longicornis, 1312 nucleotides long. It is a transcript of the gene Coq4, whose product is annotated as ubiquinone biosynthesis protein COQ4 homolog, mitochondrial. The coding region runs from base 339 to 1214 and encodes 291 amino acids. NCBI's taxonomy places the organism in Eukaryota, Metazoa, Arthropoda, Insecta, Diptera, Dolichopodidae. The transcript is spliced from 5 exons. Gene Ontology annotation, biological process: ubiquinone biosynthetic process. Gene Ontology annotation, cellular component: mitochondrion; mitochondrial inner membrane. The record is from RefSeq and is a predicted model, not a curated record.